GCAUCCUGCUUGUGAUCGGUCAGUGCAGUGUUCAUGGUGCACAAGCCUUCACUAUUCACUUACUUUCUUUAUUCCCCAUCAUCAACACGCCGCUCGUGCGCUUUCACCGGGAAGAGAAGAAGUUCUGCUGAGGGAUAACCAGAGGGAUAACCAGAGGGAUAACCAGAGAUAACCAAGCCAGAGAGAGAGACCAGUGUGAUGGAGGGAAGGGAGCAAGCCUGAGUGUGUGUGUGUGUGUGUGUUGUGUACUCUGUGGAUGAAGAUGCCGUGCAGGAGCUUCACAGUGCUGAUGUCCAGCCUUCUGCUCCUCCAGCUGCUUCUCUUCUACACACACGGCAGCUCACUGGUGUCCAAUGCCACUCAGUUCAACUCCUCGUAUGCUGGCACUAAUGUAGCUGGGAUUCAAGCUGCACUUCAUGCUGAAGCUAUGCCCAUUUCCUCACCACAGAUCCAUGGCCUUCAUUUGCGUGGAGCUGAGGAGCCUGGAAUCAGUGGACAGGGUGAGAACAGGCCUUAUGACUCAGCUGAGCGGGAGCAGGCUGUAGGUGGUAUGGGUGCAGGUCUACCCACCAUGUCUCACGGCAAAGCCCAACUGGACUUUAAAGAGGAGAACCCAGAUGACGACACACCUCGCUGGCUUGCUGAAAUUCUGCAGCCUGAUGGAAGCGUCCUAGAUCUCAACAGCCGCUCUGCUUCACAUGAGCAGUCACUGUUCAUCAGCGAGACUCAUGAGUCCAGCCCCAUCGUUAAAGUGAGCUUUUCUGAACCUGAUCAACACCAACAGCUUGAAAUCCCACCUCAGGAGGUUCAGGGUGGAGAUCCCACCACUUGGACUGAUUUUUAUGAUUAUCUGUCACCUGACUACUCAACCACUGAGAGCAACGCUGAUUAUGAUCGGUCCACACCUGCAGACAUGGAGGAUGAAAACUUUCAGCAGGUUAAGAAGGCAGGCUCUCGCUCUCUGACCACUGAGGACAGAGCAUCUGGUGGCUACGAUCAGGCAGGACCUGCAGGGGCUGUGGACAGGGUGGAGAACACUGGUUGCCUACUGGGAUUCAUUCGCAGGAAUGGGACCUGCCAAUCACCUUGUGAUGUUUAUACCAGUUACUGCUUUAAUGGAGGCCAGUGUUAUGUGGUGGAAGGAAUUGGAGCAUUCUGCAGGUGUAAUAUACAGGAUUACAUGUGGAACAAAGGUACGAGAUGUGAGUCUGUCAUUACAGAGUUCCAGGUCAUGUGCAUUAUAGUCAGCGUUUUUUCCGUCACGCUGCUCGUACUCUUUAUGGUCAUCGUUGUGUUCUCAAAGCGACUCCAUCUACUGAAAAUCGAAAACAGUCAACUGCGAAAACGCAGCAAGUGCAGGCCGCAGUCGGAGCAGCUGAAUGAUAACUUCUCUCUCUCCACCGUGGCUGAAGGCUCUCAAGCUAACGUAAGGAAUGAGUGUGGCUCUCCGUCUAACUCUCCCCAUGCUUUGGCUUACUAUGAUAACAUUAUCUGUCAGAAUGAUGCUACCAAGCCAGAGGAGCCAGUGAAAGCCCCUGUUAUGGAGGAAGAGGAGGCUCUAAACAUCCAGAACUCACUGCCACCUGAGAAUGAGAACAGCACCAUCAGCGCUGAUGAUCCAGAGGAGAGCGGUGUGACCAUCGAUCUGGAGCUGCUCCUCCCUAACGAAGCGAAGACGCACCCUGAGACCAGCCCUCCGCUUCACUAUAACGUCUUCCUCUAUAAGCUUCCUAAAUCCCCAAAAAUCUCCCCGGGACGUUCCAGGCAUGGGAACGUUCUCCCGCAGAUACGUCCCAGACGAGGCUCUGAGCCUGGAUACAGCGCCAUUUCUUCCAGGACACCCAACCCUCGUCUGGGGAAAGCCUGCACACCAUAACACACUGAAAAAGGUUUAACGGUCGCCAUGGUGAUGCCACGGCAAUGUCUGGGAAUGACAACUCCUUUAAGACCCCAUUUUUUCACUGAGCUUUGGCCAACACUCUGUCAGGUACACACACAUCUGUAAGGACUCUAACAACCAGGAACACACACACACACACACACACCAGCAUACCUACUGUAUAAUCAUUCCCAGACACUUCUGAUGUCUACCCUGACCUCAAGAUCUUAACUGAUACAUCAAACAGCAAACGCUGUGAAGGAUAACUAAUUAACAAGGUGCUUUUUUUUCACGUUUUUA
Tachysurus vachellii is the source of this 2179-nucleotide messenger RNA. RefSeq names its product chondroitin sulfate proteoglycan 5b (gene cspg5b). Bases 257 to 1876 code for a protein of 539 amino acids. Gene Ontology annotation, biological process: nervous system development. Lineage: Eukaryota; Metazoa; Chordata; Actinopteri; Siluriformes; Bagridae. The record is from RefSeq and is a predicted model, not a curated record. The transcript has 6 exons.